This is a messenger RNA of Penicillium subrubescens, 1521 nucleotides long. RefSeq lists its product as uncharacterized. NCBI's taxonomy places the organism in Eukaryota, Fungi, Ascomycota, Eurotiomycetes, Eurotiales, Aspergillaceae. Gene Ontology annotation, molecular function: carbohydrate:proton symporter activity. The record is from RefSeq and is a predicted model, not a curated record. Gene Ontology annotation, biological process: carbohydrate transport; transmembrane transport. The transcript is spliced from 5 exons. Gene Ontology annotation, cellular component: membrane. Bases 1 to 1521 code for a protein of 506 amino acids.
AUGGCAUUGUCAUCAAUCACAAAGCACUUCAAUCGGACGCUUGCGUUGUCUUGCACGUUGAUUGCACUGUCACAGCUCAACUAUGGCUUCGAUAAUCAAGCGUUCUCGACAACUCAGUCGAUGACUGCUUUUACUAAACAGUUUGGAGAAUAUAACCCAAAGACGAAGCAGUACGCUAUCCCAGCCUACUUUCUAUCACUGCUCAAUAGCCUGAACUAUAUCGGAUUCGCGGUCGGCUUGAUUCUAGGCAGUAUGGUCAGCCAAAAAUAUGGUCGGCGCCUUUGCAUGUUUGUCAUGAGUUGCUACGCUCUUGUCACUGCAACCAUCACUGUGACUUCACAAAGCAGAGAGCAAAUACUCGCUGCACGUAUAUUGAAUUAUGUAUACAUUGGCUUUGAGCUGUCUGUCGUCCCAGUAUAUCAGUCUGAGAUCGUCCCAGCUCCGGUGCGUGGGUUUAUUGUUGGGACAUACCAGCUGAGUAUCAAUCUGGGAGGAGUUAUAAUCAACAGCAUCUGUCGUGGCACUAGCACCUUGGAGGGCAAUAAUUCCUGGAGAAUUCCUUUUGGCUUAUUCUAUGUUAUCCCCUCUAUCAUACUCUGUCUGAUUUGGUUUAUUCCAGAGUCACCUCGUUGGCUCCUACUUCAAGAACGCGUCGAAGAAGCCGAAAAAUCCCUCAAGCGCCUCCGCUAUGGAACAAUGACUGACGACGCAAUUGCUACCGAACUAGCGUCCUUGCAAGUUGGUCUUGCCAUCGAGCCAGAAAAGGGUGCAUUCAAAGAAUUAUUCCAAGGGGUCAACCUCAAGCGCACUGCCAUUGUCAUAGCAAUCAGCUUCUUCCAACAAGCUACCGGCCAAGCCUUUGCCAGUCAGUACGGCGCGAUAUUCAUCAAGUCGCUCGGGACAAUCAACACCUACAAUUUCACAAUCAUCACUAGCUGUAUUGGCGCGCUGGUCUGUCUCUGCUCAAACUUUCUCAACGACAAGAUUGGUCGACGAAAAUUGUUCAUCGCCGGUGGCAUCAUACAAUUCGCAGCCUUGCUCACCAUGGGUGGUCUGGGUACGGCUAAUCCUGUUACUAGACAAGAGAGUUCCGCAAUAGCCUCUAUGGUUGCAAUUUUCGGUGUCGGCUUUGGUCUAGGGUGGGGACCUCUCACAUACGUCGUCGUCACAGAACUACCUGCGUUGUCGCUUCGUGAUCACUCACAGCGCGUGUCAUUCCUGACUAACAUCGCUGUGAACUUCGCGGUGACUUUUUCUAUCCCGUAUCUUCUUGAUGAUAAAUAUGCCGGUCUCCACUCGAAGGUUGGAUUUAUUUUCGGGAGCAUCGCAGUAUGUGCCUGUGUCUUUGUUUACUUCUGCGUGCCAGAUUGUCAAGGGAAGUCACUUGAAGAAGUGGAUCGGCUCUUCCACGAGGGUGUGCCUGUGAGAAAGUUCCGUGACUAUUAUCUACCGCCGCUUGAUAUUGUCCCAACGGAUAAGAAGGAGCUUGAAAAAGAGCAUGAAUCCAUGGAAAAGGUUUGA